Panicum hallii is the source of this 1008-nucleotide messenger RNA. RefSeq names its product nucleoside diphosphate kinase 2, chloroplastic-like. Gene Ontology annotation, biological process: CTP biosynthetic process; UTP biosynthetic process; GTP biosynthetic process. The transcript has 7 exons. The record is from RefSeq and is a predicted model, not a curated record. Bases 30 to 713 code for a protein of 227 amino acids. Gene Ontology annotation, molecular function: nucleoside diphosphate kinase activity. Lineage: Eukaryota; Viridiplantae; Streptophyta; Magnoliopsida; Poales; Poaceae.
GCUCUUGCUCGCACGGACUCGCGGCAAGGAUGGCGACCAUGGCCGUGCGCGUGAGGACGGCGCCGCCGCUCGCCGGGACCGAGCGCCGGCCCUCCGCCGCGGUGCGGCCGUUGGCUUUCCUCUCCUUUGCCGUCGCCUCCACGGGGGCCCGCGGCCGGGUUGGGCGUGGGCUGAGCGCGACGACUGUGGGGAGUGGGAGCGCGGCCAGGGCUCGCGCCGUUCCGCGCGGCAUCGUUGCCUCCUCGGAGGUUGAGCAAAGCUACGUUAUGAUAAAACCUGAUGGUGUUCAGCGUGGCCUGUUUGGGGAGAUCAUUUCUCGCUUUGAGAAGAAAGGUUUUUUGUUGAAGGGCUUAAAGCUUUUUCAGUGUUCCACGGACUUGGCUCAGAUAAACCUUUCUUUCCAACAUUACAAGGAUUUGAAAGAUAAACCUUUCUUUCCAACUCUGAUUGAUUACAUAACUUCUGGCCCUGUUGUUUGCAUGGCCUGGGAGGGUGAUGGUGUUGUUGCAUCAGCUCGCAAAUUAAUCGGAUCUAAUAAUCCCCUUCAAGCUGAACCAGGAACCAUAAGGGGUGAUCUCGCAGUUCAAACAGGAAGGAAUGUUGUUCAUGGAAGUGAUAGUCCUGAUAAUGGCAAGCGUGAAAUUGCUCUGUGGUUCGAAGAAGGCGAGCUCUGCCAAUGGGAAUCAGUUCAAACACCUUGGCUUGUAGAGUGAUUUCUGCUGAUGGCUGUGAGAUCUGUAUUGAAUGUGUGUUUGUUCAACUUUAGUCAUGGGGCCAUGUAUGAGCAUAUGAGUUUAGUUUGGUGUAGCAAGUUAACUCAUCGGUCGACAGUUUCGGUAUAUAUUACCCUUCAUCGGGAUGCUCUUUUUGUAAUGUUGAGCAUCUGUGCAACUGAAACCUUUCAUCAGUUGUUCUGGAGCAUUUUCUUCCUCACAUUUGCAUGUAACGUCAUGCACUGAAUACAGGCAACAAAAUUACAGGCCAUUUGUUAGCUUUGGUUGUAUUUCA